Molecule: messenger RNA, 710 nt
Organism: Paramecium tetraurelia
Lineage: Eukaryota; Ciliophora; Oligohymenophorea; Peniculida; Parameciidae
Exons: 1
Source: RefSeq, a predicted model, not a curated record
GUAAUAAUUUACUGCAUUAAGUUAAACAUAUUGAGUGAACAUUAUACCCUAAAAUUAAUUAAUUCGAGUUAGGAGUAAUUAGUAGCUGAAUUUGAUUCUUGCAAAGAGAUGAACAUUGAUUAUAAUGAUUGCGAGUCGAAGGAAAAUAUGAAAAUAUUGAGCAUGAUGUUGUCAAUUCAACUUUGCAACCCUUUAAUACAGAGUAUAUUGCUUUGCUAAAGAAUGAUUUUUGAACUACUAUUUUGGUGGAUAUAGUUAUGCAUUCUUUACAAAAAAAUCUUAAAAACUAAAUCUAUGCAGAAUCGAAAUUGCAACUAACCUUCGAAGAUUUAACUAAAAAUGUUACAAUAUUCUGAGGGAGUCUAAUAGGAAAAAUAGAUUGCCAAAAUUACCUAAUAGAAAAAUUACUAGCCCAUUGAAAGAGGUAAGUAAACAGUAAAUUCAAUAAAAUUAUAAAUCAUUAGAGAAUAAUUUCAAGAACAAUACAACUAUUUUGAUCCUCAAGUCUUACUCCAAUUUUAUUCGUAAAUAACACAAUUUAGAUAAAGAUGAAUUAAAUUUCCUAGGAAAUCUAUUGAACAGAACAGAAAACACACUAAAAUAUAUGAUAGCUUGAUAAAAGGAGGGUAUCACCUUUCUUUUUUACAAUUAACCAACAUAAAUUUGAUAAAAUAUCGACAACGAUAUAAUUUUUUGAAGAACUGAUAAAU